This is a messenger RNA of Pogona vitticeps (central bearded dragon), 3515 nucleotides long. The record is from RefSeq and is a predicted model, not a curated record. Lineage: Eukaryota; Metazoa; Chordata; Lepidosauria; Squamata; Agamidae.
UCAUUUUUCUUAUUCAUCAUUUUUGUGGUCUACACUAUGCUGCCCUUCAACAUGCAAGAUGCUAUAAUUGCCAGCAUUCUUACUUCUGCAUCACAUACAAUUGUGCUGAGUGUCUGUCUGUCAUCAACAGACAUAAUCAAGGAGCAUUUGGUCUGGCAGAUUCUGGCAAACGUUAUCAUUUUCAUCUGUGGGAACCUUUCAGGAGCCUAUCACAAGCAGCUGAUGGAGCUUGCUCUGCAGCAGACGUAUCAAGAUACCUGCAACUGUAUCAAGUCACGCAUUAAACUGGAGUUUGAGAAACGGCAGCAGGAGCGUCUCCUGCUUUCUCUGCUUCCUGCUCACAUAGCCAUGGAGAUGAAAGCUGAGAUUAUUCAGAGGUUGCAAGGACCCAGAGCAGGCCAGUUGGAAAACACAAACAACUUCCAUAAUUUGUAUGUCAGAAGGCACACCAACGUAAGCAUUUUAUACGCUGAUAUUGUCGGAUUCACUCGCUUGGCUAGUGAUUGUUCCCCUGGAGAACUGGUUCACAUGCUGAAUGAGCUCUUUGGAAAAUUUGAUCAGAUUGCAAAAGAGAAUGAAUGCAUGAGAAUUAAAAUUUUAGGUGAUUGCUACUACUGUGUGUCUGGUCUCCCUAUUUCUCUUCAAAAUCAUGCCAGGAAUUGUGUGAAAAUGGGACUGGACAUGUGUGAAGCCAUAAAGAAAGUCAGAGAUGCAACUGGAGUUGAUAUUAACAUGCGAGUAGGAGUACACUCUGGAAAUGUCCUCUGUGGUGUGAUUGGACUACAGAAAUGGCAAUAUGAUGUAUGGUCACAUGAUGUUACAUUGGCCAAUCACAUGGAAGCUGGAGGAGUUCCUGGCCGUGUUCACAUUACUUCAGUCACCUUGGCACACUUGAAUGGAGCUUACAAAGUAGAAGAUGGAGAUGGAGAUGCAAGGGACCCAUAUCUUAAGGAACAUAAUGUGAAAACUUACUUUAUAAUCAACCCCAAGGAAGAAAAGCGAAGUCCACAGCAUUACUUCCGACCUCGAAAUACACUAGAUGGAGCUAAAAUGAGAGCAUCUGUUCGUAUGACGAGGUACUUGGAAUCAUGGGGAGCCGCAAAGCCAUUUGCUCACUUACAUCAUCGAGACAGCAUGAUUACUGAAAAUGGCAAAAUUAGCACCAUGGACAUGCCAAUGGGUCAGUAUAAUUUUCAACGCUGUAGAGAAAGAACAAAGUCUCAGAAGAAGAAAUUUGAAGAGGAAUUGAAUGAAAGGAUGAUUCGAGCAAUUGAUGGAAUAAAUGCUCAGAAGCAGUGGCUUAAAUCUGAGGAUAUUCACAGAAUAUCAUUGCUGUUCUAUGACAAGACCCUGGAAAAGGAAUAUAGAGCAACCACACUGCCUACGUUCAAGUACUAUGUGACUUGUGCAUGUCUUAUAUUUUUCUGCAUUUUCCUUGUGCAGAUUCUAGUACUACCCAAAAAGCCUAUACUUGGAAUCUCCUUUGGAGCUGCCUUUCUCGUGCUGUCCUUCAUUCUGUUUAUCUGCUUUGCUGGACAGCUUUUGCAAUGCAAUAAGGAGAUCUCAGCAUCACUAAUGUGGGUUUUGAAGUCCUCUGGAGUAAUUGCAAACCGACCAUGGCCACGGAUUGUGUUCACUUUGAUAACAACUGCAAUAACGCUAACAAUGGCUGUGUUCAAUAUGUUUUUCUUGGAUGAUGAUGUGGUUCCAUUCCCCCCCAUUCCUAAUGCAUCAAACGCAAGUGUUCCUGAUGCAAGUGAUCAGACACAGUGGUAUAUUCAAAGCAAUUAUUUUUUUCUACCAUACUUUAUCUACUGCUGCAUCCUGGGCUUGAUUUCCUGUUCUGUUUUCCUCCGGAUAAAUCAUGAGCUGAAAAUGGCAAUCAUGCUUACUGCUCUGGUUAUCUACAAUGUCAUUCUUCUGCAUACACAUGGCUCUGUGCUAGACAAUUAUAGCAAGUUCCUAUACACAGUGACGCCUCUAAAAAGACCAGGGAUCCUGAAAGACUUGAAGACGAUGGGCUCUGUAUCUCUCUUUAUCUUCUUCAUCACACUGCUGGUGCUUAGCAGACAGAAUGAAUAUUACUGUAGGUUAGAUUUCCUGUGGAAGAACAAGUUCAAAAAAGAGCGUGAAGAGAUUGAGACCAUGGAGAAUUUGAAUCGCCUCCUUCUGGAAAAUGUGCUGCCUGCUCACGUGGCGGAGCAUUUCUUGGCAAGGAACUUGAAGAACGAGGAUUUAUACCAUCAAUCAUAUGACUGUGUCUGCGUCAUGUUUGCCUCCAUUCCAGAUUUCAAAGAAUUUUAUACAGAAUCUGAUGUCAACAAAGAAGGCUUAGAAUGUCUCAGGCUUCUAAAUGAAAUCAUUGCUGACUUUGAUGAUCUGUUGUCAAAGCCCAAAUUUAGUGGCGUUGAAAAGAUCAAGACCAUUGGAAGCACUUACAUGGCAGCCACAGGAUUAAGUGCAACACCCAGUCAAGAACACAGUCAGGAGACUGAGCGACAGUACAUGCAUAUCGGAACCAUGGUGGAGUUUGCAUUUGCCCUUGGAGCAAAACUGGAUGUUAUAAAUAAGCAUUCUUUCAAUGACUUCAAGCUGCGAGUCGGUAUUAAUCAUGGACCUGUAAUUGCUGGUGUCAUUGGAGCUCAGAAACCACAGUAUGACAUCUGGGGCAACACUGUAAAUGUAGCCAGUCGGAUGGACAGCACUGGUGUGUUAGAUAAAAUACAGGUCACAGAAGAGACCAGUAACGUCUUACAAACUCUGGGUUACAUUUGCACCUGCCGGGGCAUCAUUAACGUCAAAGGAAAAGGAGAGCUUCAGACCUAUUUUGUACAUACUGAAACGACAAAGUCCCUUUCACAAGGGAAUGUGGCAUCCUGAAAUAUGCUCUUUGCAGUAGGCAGUCCCGCCUUUUUAGAGAAAAAAGCAUCACACGUUUUUUCUUAACUCUUUUUUGAGCCAUACCAUGAACAUGUGUGUCAUUUUCUGGUACAUAGACAUGUUGCUGUAGUCAUGUCUACAGUGUAGUCGCACCAUCCAACAUCAAGAAACCUCAGUAGUCUUAAGGUUCUAAGACGGCGGUGAAGUACAUGCUGUGGGUUGAGGAGACAAAGAGCAAUUUUCAUAUGGGAAAAGAGAGAGAGAGAGAGGAUACUUCCAUGCAGUUUGAGAACCUAAAAGGUCUGAGAUUCAGGGCGCAAGCUGAGGAGGUGGAGAGUGAAAACAAAAAUAUACAAAAUGUAUGGCAAUAAAACUAGAGCUGCAUGGAAAAUUGUGGAAAGUAUGCUAGCUCCCCAACAACAUCCACUAGUCCUCCGUUUGUAAUAUCUAAUCCCAUCCCUUCAUCUACAACCACCAAGGUGUGUUUCAGUGGCCAGCAACACAAAAUGGAAACCCCGGCUGACUUCUUUUUCAAAGGAAUUUGUAGCUGAGCAGGACCAGUUUUGUAUAAAAUGUGUCUAAUGUUUUGAUGCCAUUGUCUUUUGUAAUAUUAAUUCAUUAAAAGUUUAUAUGUA